Messenger RNA from Aspergillus steynii IBT 23096, 6966 nucleotides. Its product is annotated as ATP-dependent RNA helicase BRR2. Gene Ontology annotation, molecular function: ATP hydrolysis activity; ATP binding; nucleic acid binding. Lineage: Eukaryota; Fungi; Ascomycota; Eurotiomycetes; Eurotiales; Aspergillaceae. The coding region runs from base 207 to 6839 and encodes 2210 amino acids. The record is from RefSeq and is a predicted model, not a curated record. The transcript is spliced from 3 exons. Gene Ontology annotation, cellular component: nucleus.
UCCCAGGCAGCUUGCGACUCUACACCACCAAGUGAGCUUGCCUGCUGCAGGAGGAUGCUUCAGGAGUCUCGACGCGCCGGUUGAUCCCAGAGCUCCACCGAGCCAUCCCCGGCCGACUUGAACAAGUCGUGACACGAUUUUUUCUUCUUUCUUCUUUUUCCCUUUUAUUCCCGUCGAAUCGUUAAUCGCAUUACAUCCUAAUCAAAAUGGCGGACCAAAAUAUCUCACAGUACAAAUACUCGGCGAUGUCCAACCUGGUUCUCCAGGCGGACCGUCGUUUUAUUUCUCGCGUCAACGAUGAACCGACCGGAGACCCGGAAUCCCUCGCAGGUCGCAUCAGCAUCCGGGAGAUGGGCGGUAACGUCGCACGCGACAAUGCGCCGAAAUCGAAAAAGAAGGCUGUUGGGCCGACAGAUAUCGAGCGGGGCGCCAUCCGAGAGGGCGAGGAUGUGCUCGCCCGAGAACAGAAGAAACGCCAACGCGGCCAACCAGCACAACUCCGGGGCCAGGGCAUUCUGUCCGCCGCUGACGCCGUCGUCGAAGGUCUGAAAUAUCGCCCUCGUACACCGGCCACCCGCGCCACAUACGAUCUCAUCCUCACCACGACCGCUGGCCAUCUGGGCGAUGUUCCGCACGAAGUCGUUCGAAGUGCCGCCGACGCCGUAUUAGAACUACUCAAGGACGAGGAAAUGAAGGAGUUCGAUAAGAAGAAGGAGGUGGACGAUCUGCUCGGAAGCUCGAUGGAUCCCAAGGAAUUUAAUGAGCUUAUGAACUUGAGCAAGAAAAUCACCGACUACGACGCACAGGACGAUGACGAAGAUAUGGACGACGGCUUAGAGGGCGAAGGUGAAGAGCUUGAUGAACGACAAGGCGUCGCCGUUGUGUUCGACGAAGAAGACGAAGACGACGAGCGCGUGGGUACCGUCGAUGAAGUCCGUGACGAAGACUCGGAUGAAGAAGAUGCGGACCAGCAAGACGCACCUGGUGUUGAUGAGACAACGACCGAGAAGGCGGAUCUUGAAGACCUGGAUGGCAGCGAGGAAAUGGUCAUCGAUGGUGGUGUGUCUCGUGGCGAGGAUCGCCGAGACAAAGGACUUCAUGUUCCGGCCCGUGAAAUCGACGCCUACUGGCUCCAGCGCCAGAUCGGACAGGCUUACUCGGAUGCCCAUAUCCAGCAAGAAAAGGCCACCGGAGCCCUUGAGAUUCUAGGUGGUAAGGGCGAGGACGGCGCGGAGAAGCCGCUGCGAGACGUCGAAAACGACCUCAUGGACCUGUUCGAUUACGACCACCCCGACCUUGUCGCUAAACUAGUGACCAACCGUGAUAAGAUUGUUUGGGCAACUCGCUGGCGACGGGUGGCCGAGGAUGCGGAUGCGCGCAAUCUCGUCGAAAUUGAAAUGGUGGAGGCUGGGCAUCGUGCUAUCUUGGAUGAAAUCCGGGGCAAGACCGCUCGCGAAGAGGAGACAGGCCGACCCGAGAAGAAGAUCAAGCUUGAUCUCAUGGACGUUGAUGUACCGAACGCACCUGCUGAACCGGAGCAAAAGCCGGCAGACGGUGGCGUUGUUGGCGGUCUUCAACCCAAGAGGCUGAUUAACCUGGAAAACCUUGUUUUCCACCAGGGCAACCAUCUGAUGACCAACCCCAAUGUCAAGCUGCCCCAGGGCUCCACCAAGCGCACGUUCAAGGGUUACGAAGAAAUUCACGUACCACCGCCGAAGGCUAAGAGGGACCCUGGCGAGAAGAACCUCCCGACGACGGAGUUGCCCGAGUGGGCUCGCGUCGGUUUCGGGAACUCCAAGGAGCUCAACCGCAUUCAAACCAAAUGUUUCCCUACUGCCUUCCACGACGAUGGUAACAUGCUUGUUUGCGCUCCCACCGGGUCCGGAAAGACCAACGUUGCCAUGCUCACGAUUCUGCGAGAGAUUGGAAAGAAUCGCAACCCUGAAACCGGUGAAAUCAUGCUGGACGACUUCAAGAUUGUUUACAUCUCUCCCCUAAAGGCUCUGGUUCAAGAGCAAGUUGGCAAUCUCGGCAAGCGUCUUGAGCCGUAUGGCAUCAGGGUGGCCGAACUUACUGGUGACCGCCAGCUUACGAAGCAGCAAAUCGCGGAGACCCAGAUCAUCGUCACGACCCCCGAGAAGUUCGACGUCAUCACGAGAAAGGCGUCGGAGACCAGCUACACGAAGCUUGUGCGCCUGGUGAUCAUCGAUGAAAUCCAUCUGCUUCACGAUGAGCGAGGCCCCGUCAUUGAAAGCAUCGUCAGCAGAUCCAUUCGCAAGGGCGAGCAGACCGGCGAUCCGGCGCGUAUCGUUGGUCUUAGUGCCACCCUUCCCAACUACCGAGAUGUGGGCAACUUUCUGCGAGUGGAUCCUGUCAAGGGUAUGUUCCACUUUGAUGGGUCGUAUAGGCCGUGCCCGCUGAAGCAGGAAUUCAUCGGUGUCACCGACAAGAAGGCCAUCAAGCAAUUGAAAACGAUGAACGAUAUCUGCUACAACAAGGUCCUCGAGCAGGUUGGACAACGCCGAAACCAGAUGUUGAUCUUCGUUCACUCCCGGAAGGAAACGGCCAAGACCGCCAAGUACAUCAGAGACAAGGCUCUUGAGAUGGAGACGAUAGGUCAAAUUCUGCGCAGUGAUGCUGCCAGCAGGGCCAUUCUGUCCGAAGAAGCCGAAUCGGUUGACGACGCUUCGCUCAAGGACCUGAUGCCAUACGGCCUUGGUAUUCACCAUGCUGGUCUGAGUCUUGCUGACCGUGAUUCGGUGCAGGCCCUCUUUGCCGAUGGUAGUAUUCAGGUCUUGGUCUGCACGGCCACCCUCGCGUGGGGUGUCAACCUUCCCGCUCAUACCGUCAUCAUCAAGGGUACUCAAAUCUACUCGCCAGAGAAGGGUAGCUGGGUCGAGCUCAGUCCCCAGGAUGUGCUACAGAUGCUGGGUCGAGCAGGACGUCCUCAAUAUGACACAUUUGGUGAGGGUAUCAUCAUCACGUCCCAGUCCGAGAUUCAAUAUUACCUCUCUCUCAUGAACCAGCAACUGCCCAUUGAGAGUCAGCUCAUGAGUAAACUCGCCGACAACAUGAAUGCUGAGAUUGUUCUUGGAAACAUCCGAACGCGGGAUGAGGCCGUUGACUGGCUUGGUUACACCUACCUGUUUGUGCGCAUGCUUCGCUCUCCUGGUCUGUACAGUGUUGGAGCGGAUUACGAGAACGACGAUGCGUUGGAACAGAAGCGUGUUGAUCUCGUCCACUCUGCUGCUACCAUCUUGGAACGGGCGGGUCUCGUCAAGUAUGAGAAGAAGGCCGGUCGCUUGCAAUCCACCGAGCUUGGCCGGAUUGCCUCCCAUUACUACAUUGGCCACAAUUCCAUGUUGACGUACUCGCAACACAUCCAGCCAUCGAUCACGACCAUUGAGCUUUUCCGCCUAUUCGCUCUGAGUGAUGAGUUCAAGUACAUCCCCGUUCGCCAGGAUGAGAAACUCGAAUUGGCGAAACUCCUAGGCCGUGUGCCUGUGCCUGUCAAGGAAGGCAUUGAUGAGCCCCACUCCAAGAUCAAUGUUCUCCUCCAGGCUUACAUCUCAAGACUCAAGCUCGACGGUCUUGCUUUGAUGGCAGACAUGGUCUACGUCACCCAGUCUGCCGGACGAAUUCUGCGUGCGUUGUUUGAAAUCACUCUGAAGAAGGGCUGGUCUUCCGUGGCGAAGACGGCUCUUGAUCUUUGCAAGAUGGCCGAGAAGCGGAUGUGGCCGACCAUGACACCGCUUCGCCAAUUCCCCUCUUGCCCCCGGGAUAUCAUGCAGAAGGCUGAAAGAAUCGACGUGCCUUGGGCCAGCUACUUCGACCUUGAUCCUCCACGUAUGGGCGAGCUCUUGGGCAUGCCCAAGGCCGGACGAGUUGUUUGUGACCUGGUCGCCAAGUUCCCCCGUUUGGAGGUGCAGGCUCAGGUUCAACCCAUCACUCGCUCCAUGCUCCGGGUCGAGUUGACUAUCACACCCAAUUUCGUCUGGGAUGAGAGCGUGCACGGCAAUGCUCAGGACUUCUGGAUUUUGGUUGAAGACUGUGAUGGCGAGGAUAUUCUGUUCCAUGACCAGUUCGUCCUGCGGAAGGACCACGCCGAGGCGGAGAUGAAUGAACACCUUGUGGAGUUCACCGUCCCCAUUACGGAGCCCAUGCCUCCCAACUACUUCAUUUCCCUUGUUUCUGACCGUUGGAUGCACUCGGAAACGAAGAUCGCCGUGUCGUUCCAGAAGCUGAUCCUGCCUGAGCGCUUCCCGCCGCAUACGCCUCUGCUGGACAUGCAGCGGGCUCCCGUUAAGGCGCUGAAGCGUGAAGAUUACCAGCAACUGUACCCUGAUUGGCAAUACUUCAACAAGAUCCAGACGCAGACUUUCAAGUCUCUUUUCGAUACGGAUGAUAAUGUCUUCGUCGGUGCCCCUACCGGCAGCGGUAAGACGGUCUGUGCCGAGCUUGCUUUGCUUCGCCACUGGUCUACGGAGGAUGCCGGCCGGGCUGUUUAUAUCAGUCCAUUCCAAGAACUCAUUGACCAGCGACUUGCUGACUGGGAGAAGCGAUUGGCGAAUGUUGCCGGUGGCAAGAACAUUGUGAAACUCACCGGUGAGACAACUGCUGAUUUGAAGCUCUUGGAGCAGGCGGAUCUGGUCCUCGCUACACCUACUCAGUGGGACGUUCUCUCCCGGCAAUGGCAACGACGUAAGAACGUGCAGUCCGUGCAACUGUUCAUUGCGGAUGAACUUCACAUGCUGGGAGGCUACGGUGGCUACAUCUACGAGGUGGUGGUCUCUCGGAUGCAUUCCAUUGCUCUGCAGCUCGAGAACGGUCUGCGUCUUGUUGGACUGAGUGUGCCCCUUGCCAAUGCUCGCGACAUUGGCGAGUGGAUUGGCGCCAACAAGCACACCAUUUACAACUUCAGCCCUCACGCUCGCCCGGUGCCUCUCGAGCUUCACCUCCAGUCCUUUACCAUCCCUCAUUUCCCCUCCCUCAUGCUCGCGAUGGCCCGACCCGCAUACCUCUCAAUCUUGCAGCUGUCUCCGGAUAAGCCUGCGCUGGUCUUCGUGCCGAAUCGGAAGCAAACGCGUUCGACGGCCAUGGAUAUGCUGGCUGCCUGUGCCAUUGAUGACGAUGAAGAUCGAUUCCUUAAUGCCGAUGUCAACGAGCUGGCUCCUCUCCUUAACCGGAUUCAAGAGCGAACUCUCGCCGAGUCGCUUUCCCACGGUAUCGGAUAUUACCACGAGGCGUUGAGUCCCACCGACAAGCGUAUUGUCUCUCAUCUGUUUACGAUUGGUGCCAUUCAGGUGCUCUUGGCCUCGCGCGAUGUUUGCUGGGAGCUAAACCUCACCGCACACCUGGUGAUUGUUAUGGGAACGCAGUUCUUCGAAGGACGAGAGCAUCGGUACAUUGAUUAUCCUAUCAGCGAGAUUCUGCAAAUGUUCGGCAAGGCUUCCCGCCCGGGAGAGGAUAAGAUCGGCCGCGGUGUCUUGAUGGUCCCGGCCGUCAAGCGUGAAUAUUACAAGAAGUUCCUCAACGAGGCUCUGCCCGUCGAGAGUCACCUGCAGGCCUAUCUCCACGAUGCUUUCGUGACGGAGACCAGUACCCGGACCAUCACGUCAACGCAGGAUGCUGUCGAUUGGAUGACGCACACCUACUUCUACCGUCGUCUGUUUGCCAACCCUAGUUUCUACGGACUGAGCGAUGUCAGCCACGAGGGUCUCAGUACUUUCCUGUCUGAACUCGUGGAGAACACACUGAAGGAGUUUACCGAAGCCAAGAUCAUCGAUCUGGAUGAAGAGGACGACAGCGUGUCUCCCUUGAACGCGGCCAUGAUCGGCGCCUACUACAACAUCUCCUUCAUUACCAUGCAGACCUUCCUUCUCUCGCUGUCUGCUCGUACGAAGCUCAAGGGUAUCCUCGAGAUUGUCACUUCUGCCACGGAGUUUGAAUCCAUCCAAAUGCGUCGCCAUGAGGAACACAUUCUGCGUCGUGUUUACGACCGUGUGCCAGUGAAGAUGUCCGAGACCGCGUACGACUCUCCUCACUUCAAGGCAUUCGUGUUGCUGCAGGCCCACUUCUCGCGCAUGCAGCUGCCCAUCGACCUUGCCAAGGACCAAGAGGUCAUUGUCAGCAAGAUCCUCAACCUACUCAGCGCUUGUGUGGAUGUUCUCUCGUCAGAGGGACAUCUAAACGCCAUGAAUGCCAUGGAAAUGUCACAGAUGGUGGUUCAGGCCAUGUGGGAUCGGGAUAGCCCCUUGAAGCAAAUCCCCCACUUCGGUCCGGACGUUAUCAAGGUCGCCAACGAAUACAAUAUUAAUGACAUCUUCGAAUUCAUGGAGUCCAUGGAUCCCUCCGAAAACAAGGAUUACCCUACCCUCAUCAAGCGACUUGGCCUCGACAACAAGCAGCUGGCACAGGCCGCGGCCUUCACCAACGAGAAGUACCCCAACAUCGAUCUGGACUUCCAGGUGGAGGACCCAGAGAGCGUCACUUCGGGCGAACCGGCCUACCUCAAGGUCAAGAUCGAGCGGGAGAUCGAGGAGGAUGAGGAGCCCGACACGACGGUCCACGCGCCCUUCUACCCCAACAAGAAGAUGGAGAACUGGUGGCUGGUGGUGGGCGACGAGAAGACCAAGAACCUGCUUGCCAUCAAGCGUGUCACCAUUGGCCACAAAUUGGAGCUGCGUCUGGAAUACAUCGUGCCUACCCCUGGUGAGCAUGAACUGACGCUGUACUUGAUGAGUGACAGCUAUGUGGGCGUGGAUCAAGCUCCUACUUUCACCGUGACUGCCGCGGAAGGUAUGGAGGAGGACAGUGAAGAAGAGGAAGAGGAAGAGUAAAUAAUGUGUAUUGUUAUUUAUUUCUUUUGAUCGUUUAUACUCCAAAAUCAUUCUGUUGGCAUUUGGUUCCGGAGUGGGUUUGUUGAUUUGUUGUAAUUAUAUGAACUGACGUUAGACAAAAGAUGAG